This is a messenger RNA of Harpia harpyja (harpy eagle), 1079 nucleotides long. RefSeq names its product ERCC excision repair 1, endonuclease non-catalytic subunit (gene ERCC1). Gene Ontology annotation, biological process: mitotic recombination; nucleotide-excision repair; meiotic mismatch repair. The coding region runs from base 1 to 1029 and encodes 342 amino acids. The transcript is spliced from 9 exons. Lineage: Eukaryota; Metazoa; Chordata; Aves; Accipitriformes; Accipitridae. The record is from RefSeq and is a predicted model, not a curated record. Gene Ontology annotation, molecular function: damaged DNA binding; single-stranded DNA binding. Gene Ontology annotation, cellular component: nucleus; nucleotide-excision repair factor 1 complex; ERCC4-ERCC1 complex.
AUGGCCCCGGGGUCCCCCCCUGCCACGUCCCCGACCUGGGAUGGGGACACACGGACACGCGGGGUUGGGACUGUCACAUACAUAUACACACACACACCCGCCUUCCGCGCCACCGGGCCCACGUGCGCCCCGCGCCCAGGGCCGUGGCCUCAGGGUCGUAGCCCCGCCCACCACCGUGGUGGCGGGAGGACCAAAGCAGCUCCGGGCCGGGCAAACGGGCAGCGCGGUAGUACGCAUGUGCGACUCCUAACUGGAAAGGCGGAGCCCUGCCUCUUGAUUGACAGCGUGACGCACGGCUGGGGCUCCCCCCCGACCCCCCCAGCCCCCCGAACCUGGCGGUGGUCCCCCGGGGGGGGCUGUACCGGGAGGGGGUGGGGGCAGCCCCGGGGACGUGCCCCCCUGCCCCUGCUCAAACCGGGAGCCAAGAGCAGCAGCAUCGUCAUCAGCCCGCGGCAGCAGGGCAACCCGGUCCUGAAGUUCAUCUGCAACGUCCCCUGGGAGUUCGGCGACAUCGUCCCUGACUACGUGCUGGGCCAGAGCACCUGCGCCCUCUUCCUGAGCCUGCGGUACCACCACCUCAACCCUGGCUACAUCCACGACCGUCUGCAGCACCUGGGCAGGAGCUAUGGGCUGCAGCUGCUGCUCCAGGUCGACGUGAAGGACCCGCACCAGGCGCUGAAGGAGCUGGCGAAGAUCUGCAUCCUGGCCGACUGCACCCUCCUGGUAGCCUGGAGCCCCGAGGAGGCCGGGAGGUACCUGGAGACCUACAAGGCCUAUGAGCAGAAGCCGCCUGACCUGCUGAAGGAGUGGGUGGAGCAGGAUUUCCUCUCCUGGAUGACUGACUGCCUGACCAGCAUCAAGUUGGUGAACAAGAUGGACGCGCUGAGUCUCCUCACCACCUUUGGGUUGCUGGCAGCUGUGGUGGACGCCUCCAGGGAGGAUCUGUCCCUCUGCCCCAGUGUCGGACCCCAGAAGGCCAAGCGGCUCUUCGAUGUCCUGCAUGAGCCCUUCCUCAAGGUCCCCAAAUGAGCCACCACCCCAAAAUCUCCGGUUUUAUAAUAAAUGGCAUUUAUUGGUGA